This is a messenger RNA of Amphimedon queenslandica, 830 nucleotides long. Its product is annotated as SH3 domain-containing protein PJ696.02-like. Gene Ontology annotation, cellular component: actin cytoskeleton. Gene Ontology annotation, biological process: plasma membrane tubulation; actin cortical patch localization; endocytosis. The record is from RefSeq and is a predicted model, not a curated record. Bases 43 to 729 code for a protein of 228 amino acids. Gene Ontology annotation, molecular function: lipid binding; protein binding. The transcript has 2 exons. Lineage: Eukaryota; Metazoa; Porifera; Demospongiae; Haplosclerida; Niphatidae.
GCGUUCCGCUGGUCGAAAUUAACAUUAAUAAAACCGUACAAAAUGGCAGAAGGAGACGGUGCAUUCUAUGGCGCCUUUGCCUCUAAACUAGGCUCUGGAAUGGCUAAAGUUGGUAAAAAGGCAGCACAGUCCGAAGCAGGUCGUUCAGCGACUAGGGCCGCCGUGAAAGGAGCGACCGAUGCGGCCGUGAGUGAUUUAUCAGACCGUUACUUGGGUCCUAAACCCGGUGAGCCAGCCCCUGGUCCUUUGCCCAAACAAACUCACUCAAAACAAAAACCAACUCAGAAACAAGCGCCACCCAAACCCUCCGCUGCCCCCACACCUCGCGCUACAUAUCGUCAACAAGACAGCGAUGAAGAGUUCGAAGAUCACAUGAGAAAGAUGAAACAUCAUGAAGCCCCGCCCAAACCAUCCGUCUUCAAGCGUUUCAAACCUAGCAUCAAUUUAUCCAAAUCUUCUGAAGAUCAUCGUCAAAGGUCUCCUCGUUCAGUACCUAAACCAAGAAACAAGGUAUACAAGUACGUCUUGUCUAAGGAACCGGAUUGGGAGCAGUCCAUCCGAGCUGUAGCUCUUCAUAACUUCAAGAGUGAUCUUAAGUGUGAUCUCGAGUUCUGCAAAGGACAGUGGAUCGAUGUGAUCACUCGUACGGAAAGUGAUUUUGAUUGGUGGGAGGGACGUAUUGGAGAUCGUGUUGGUAUCUUCCCAGCAAAUUAUGUCAGAGUGUCUUAGAAACUAUAUAUAUUAUUAUAACUAAUAAUACUUCACUUCGUCCUUAUUUGGAAUUUUUAUUAUGUCAGUAAUCAUGUCUCUAUAAUCAUUAUUCAUUUUGU